Molecule: messenger RNA, 846 nt
Organism: Penicillium nucicola
Lineage: Eukaryota; Fungi; Ascomycota; Eurotiomycetes; Eurotiales; Aspergillaceae
Exons: 3
Coding region: 1-846 (281 amino acids)
Source: RefSeq, a predicted model, not a curated record
AUGUCUACAACCGAUCGCUCAGAGUCGGGAGCCCUGAACCCCAUAGCCGAUGACCACCCGACUACAUCUCCGUCCACGACCCAGCCAACAGCAUCCACCACAGAUUCAACAGACCCAGCCCAAAUAACUCCCGCCGGUGUCGCUAAUCCGUCCACUUCUGCGACACAGCCACUUCUGUCCCAGCCAGGCCAAGCUGCCGUCGCGAACCACCCCGCAACCACUCCCGGCACAGGUGGCGAAACCGCCCCCGUGACAGUGACGGCGACGACUGGCACGGCCACCACCUCAACAUCCAACGACACCUCCUCCUCCGCUGUCGCCCAGCCAAAUACAACUGCGGCAACGACAACAUCAAUGGAUACCGAGGAGCCCAAGGCCGUGCAGGAGCUGUCAACUGAGCAGUCAGAUGAUGGCUCCGGCAAGGAAGUUGAGGAUACGGGUCCGUCGCUGGUUAUCACGCUGCUCUUGACGACGGGUUCACGCCACCCUUUUACUAUCGAUGGAAAUUAUCUACGGAAGCGAUCGGUGAAUGUUGAGAAUUCCGACCCGUUCCUCAUGAGUGUCUACACGCUUAAGGAGUUGAUUUGGCGCGAGUGGAGAUCUGAUUGGGAAACCCGCCCCUCGUCGCCUAGCUCUAUUCGCCUGAUCUCGUUUGGAAAAUUGUUAGAUGAUAAGUCGCCUAUCUCUGACUCCAAAUUCAGUAAAGAACAUCCUAACGUGGUUCAUAUGACUGUCAAACCGCAAGAAGUUGUCGACGAGGAAGACGCCAAGGGAGCCAAGGCACAGUACAGCAGGGAGCGCGAUGCUACUGAGCGCAGUCCAGGCUGUCGUUGCGUGAUUUUAUAG